Tarenaya hassleriana is the source of this 1282-nucleotide messenger RNA. RefSeq names its product histidine protein methyltransferase 1 homolog. The record is from RefSeq and is a predicted model, not a curated record. Lineage: Eukaryota; Viridiplantae; Streptophyta; Magnoliopsida; Brassicales; Cleomaceae. The coding region runs from base 50 to 952 and encodes 300 amino acids. The transcript is spliced from 8 exons.
UCAGUGCUCUGGCACUUUCGCCGCUGCCGCCAAAGCUCAAGCUCUGUCAAUGGCGACGAACCCAACGUUUCAGUUGUUCUCAUCUUCAAAUGAUAACUCCUCUAAUGGUUCAAGUCUAGGGCUAGGGUUUCUCGAUUCACCAGAACCACCUCGUCCUUUGCCGCCUCCUCCCGUCGAAGUCUUGUCCUCCGAGCAUGUCUCUUCCUCUGUCAAAUUCGCUGUGGAGAAGGUGGCCAUUGGAGAACUCACUUUGUUGAAGGGUCGUGUGAACACUAAAGACGUUUUCGGGUUGCCUAAUUCAGAUUUGGUUCCUGGAGUGUAUGAAGGUGGUCUGAAGCUUUGGGAAGGAUCAAUUGAUCUUGUUAAAAUUCUUGAGAAAGAGGUUCAUAAUGGGAACUUACCAUUUUCUGGAAAGCGGGUUCUCGAGCUUGGAUGUGGUCAUGGACUUCCUGGAAUCUAUUCCUGCCUUAAGAAUGCAGAUGCUGUCCAUUUUCAGGACUUCAAUGCCGAGGUCCUGCGAUGUCUCACCAUUCCAAAUUUGAAUGCUAAUCUGUCCGAAAAGUCGGCAUCCGCCUCAACAAGUGGCAGCUCAGAGGUACGGUUCUUCUCAGGGGACUGGAGUGCAGUUCAUCAGCUUCUUCCACACAUAAAUGAUGGCGAGAACAAUAUCAAUGGUGGAAAAGCUUCUGGUUACGACAUUAUUCUAAUGGCCGAGACAAUUUAUUCUAUCUCAGGUCAGCAAAGUCUAUAUGGGCUGAUUAAAAAGUGUUUGGCUUGUCCUAAUGGCGUAGUAUACAUGGCUGCAAAGAAAUACUAUUUCGGGGUUGGUGGAGGGACAAGGCAGUUCCUAUCUAUGAUAGAGAGAGACGGUGUUCUUGCUUCAACAUUGGUGUCUGAAAUCACAGAUGGUUCGUCCAACGUUAGAGAGGUAUGGAAGCUUUCGUAUAAGUGAACCAAGUUCUAUGCCCCAAUUCCUGUUGUUAAACCUAUACACAUGGAAAAUCCGUUGCUUUGCUAUCGAAAAAAAUCCGUCCCGCUUACCAGUCUGAUUCAUCGUAUGGUAAUCUGUGGAUUGCCUCUGGAAAAAGUGUUAGGAGUUUGAAUCAUGGUGGCCUUACAUUACAUGAGACCUCUGGUUCUCAAACUCAUCACCACCAUGUUUGGUUUGCCUUAUAAGACAGUCUUAGGAUAUGAUGCUUCCUUGUGUCAUAACCACUUUUUUGUUAUGUUCCAUUCACUAUUCUUUCUUUCUUGCUCUAAUGGAUCUCAUCUCAAAUAUUCA